CUUCGACGGUGGUCAGAUUUGAAGUGCGAUCAGGUCUCCUUGGAAGAAAAUCAGGAAACGAAGGGAACUCGUUGUUGAUUCUCACCCGAGUGUGAUAUAUAAAACAAUUCAAGUGAUUCAUCCAUUUUGUAUACAAAUCCUCAGAGUUAGCAUCUCCCGCCGCUACGUAGAGCUUCGCAAUACGUAUGAUAAGAAGUGCGAGAUACUUGCUUUCUACCAAACUUUGCUAAACAGUGACUUGUAUGAUUGACGCCACCUAUAGUGACGAUGGAGAACGCGAUGAAAAACCACGACGAAAGCAGCAAAGCGACGAAGAGGAUGAGGACCAGGAAAAGCAAACAGGAGCUCGACCAACUUCGGCGAGACGUUUUAGUCGCAAAUAAAUUACUGCGUGACGAAUCCGCUCCACCAAAAGCUCACACUUCAACAUUCACAAAGGUUCUCAACAAAUUCGCCGAGCGGAGACAAGCAAUCGAUAACGAUAUUCAAGGUUUGGACAGCGCUGGAAAAAGGACCGGAAAGAAGAAGAUGUGUCACAGACUUCUACCGUUAAGAAACCCGGAAGUCGGCAUUUUUGCAAACGGAUCGAAAGGUGCUGAAAUAAAAAGGGAAAAUCUCGCCUUAACCGAAUCAGAUAAAGCACGCAUCGAAAGUGAUCUUCAGAAGCUUUUGCACCAUGGGGUACGGAGAUCAAAGAGAUUGAAAAGCCAAGCUGCAAAUAAACUCCAACAAAAAUGUCAGGAAACUGUUGAGAAAAAUGAGUCGGAUUCACCGGAAAAUCAGUCCGAUGAUAACGUUUUAGAAACAAAUCCUGCGCCAGUCGUCACUAGUAAAAAACCUAAUGGCAAAAGAAGGUUGCAAGUCCCCAUCGAGCAAGAUGGAAAUACGAAGAAAGUAUCUAAUGCGGAAAUGCAUGAUACAAAAACUAUUGCAAAACAGUUGAAAACUGAUAACAAGAGGAACAAUUCGGCUGGAAAAAAGUGUAAGAGAAGCCUGUUUCAAGAUGAAAACGACGAUUCGGAUCAUCCAAUUCACUUACCAUGCGUUGAAGACUUGCGAUUUUCUCCGACUCUUGGCAAGGCUAAAGUUAAAAAGGAAUCCGGAGAGCCAAAGUCAAAACCUGCUAGUCGGAAAUUAAAUUUGAAUUGCGCCAAAGUUGGAAAAAAAGUGAUUACCGCCAAGUACCAGAAACUUUGCGCAGUUGUUUCUGCCCAAAGCUUCACCAAUUGUCUUAAGCAAACGCCUCAUGUCGAUCCAAGGACAAAAAUCAAAAAGUCUCUAGGUACCUUGUACUCCGUUAGCCGACAGCAAAAGAUGCUGGUUCAAAAGCGUCCGACGAAAGUUUCGAAGGCGAAUAUCAAAAACAGCAAACAUUCUCGUCGCCAGACGCCUCUGGAAGACCAACCGUCGACUUCCAAUUUUAAAAUCGAUAUUGUACAUCAGGCCAUAAAACUUGAGGCCCCUGCGAUCACUGUCAAGACGGAACCGACCGGGAACAGUCAUCAAAACGCCUCCACUUCAUCGGAGACAAGCAUAAUUGCGGAAUGGGAAACAAACUCUUUGAGGGUGAAUUACGACAGUGUCGGUGCAACUUUAAAAUCAGAAAUAACCGAGUCUUCGGGGACCACCGACACAAGUUGUGAAAAAGUCCAGCAACAAUGUACAAAAGAGCGUAUCGUUGAAAGACCGACGUCUACAACACCCAGCCAAGAACGAAGCAAAUUUCUCAACGAGAAAGAAAACCAGUUGACCCAAGCUCCGUCACUCCGUAAGAAAAUUCUGCAGAGAUAUCUGCAAGAGACGAACAAUUCAGGUUCUUUUCCGUCGCGAAAAUCAGAAGAGGAAGUCACUUCCACUGUUAAAUCGGAAGUCAAGCCUCGAUGCUUCCAGACCGUAACAAGAGCAGCAAAUUCGGCAACUGUCAACUGUCCGGAUACUCGUCAAAACUUUGAUAACGUACCUGGACCAUCAAAGAACAAUUUGAGCAGCGCGUCGAGUUCGACGCUGCCGAAAUUUCCAUCAGCGCGGAAAAAGUUGAUGAUGCGCUACCUGCGGGAGGUUAGCAAUCAGGACAGGCCGAAUCCUUUCACGGAAACACUCGAGGAGAAUCAGGAGCAUCGAUGUUCGAACAAAGAAACUGCCUCUGCUACUCUGGGUUCAAGCCCGAGUACCAAGAAGAUACUCGUGAAACGAUAUCUGCAAGAAGUGAACAGCCAAGAAGAACAACCGGCGAUCUCGAAAGCGUCGGAAUCAAACGCAGAAAAGCGCUGUUUCGGCGAUGAGGCCCAGAGACCGGAGUUCGGACUUCAGAUGCCCAUAAAAGUUGAGACAGUCGCUGAUUCCUUGACCGUGAACUGCGAUAGUGACGAAAAUUCUCAUUUUGCUAAAGAAAAUCUGGAUCCGCGACUGCCGCAAGUCCCGGAGAUGCGCAAGGCGAUAUUACAACGGUUUCUGCAUGACGUGGAGGUCCAGAAUAUGGAGAGACAGCAAGUCGAGACGGCGGAAAAUUUUUCGGUAGGAUCAGCGCGUCACAUGCCGGUGAUUCUACGAAGAUCGCAGCGAGAGAGGGUUUGGCACAGGCCUUCGAGCGAGGAUGAAAUCGGUCAAGAUUUCGGGGGAAUCACCAUAAGCCACGAAGAACCGGAAGUCAUGCCGACACCCGCUGUCGUAAACGCGCUUUACGAACUGAAUGAAUACCAAUCGAGAACCAGCUGCGAUUUUUCGGAAACGAAUUUAUACCACACAAUUCCACCUUACAAUUAUCAUGUGGAACAUUUCCAGACAAACGGAUUUUCCGGUCAGGAUCGGGACUACGAAAGGUUUCCAGUUUUCCCGAAACGCAGCAACUCCUCGUCGACUGCAAAUUCUGACGAGUUGCCGCAUAUUGCGCCCCAAAAUGAACCGCAUCAAGUGCACCAACUUCAGGUCUUCGGAGCCAGUGAACAAGUCGAGCUGCUGCACCGUAUGCACGAGCAAAACGUGCGGUCACAAAUGUUCCAGUUGCCGAGAAGCGAAUUCCAUAACAUUUCUACUAGCUUAAUGCAGCCGCCGAACCUCGCGCCGCCCGAUUCUGGAGUUACUUAUCACUGGCCGCCGCCUCCUGCAAUUUUGAAUAUACCUGCGCGAAGCUACUCGGAGGAACGCUUCGAGAGAAGAUUGAAUUUCGUUGUUCCUUUCGAGCAAACCGAGUCGAUUUCCCAUAACACGAUCAUCAAUCCGCUGUACAGAUCAGCCGUUCUUGAAAAUCUCCCAUACCCGCAGAACUUUAGCCCAAUGUUGGAAGAACUUCGGAAUUAUAACUAUCAAUUGCUUAUUGAUUCCGGAUAUGCUCACGCCGCUUUCUUCAACAGUCAGAUUGGUGAAAACGCCGGUCGAUAUUAUCAGCAUGUUACACAGCCGAUUUAUAACGUUACUGAUGUUCAUCCUCCGCAACAAAGCCAAGUACUGCCAGAUUAUUCUCCUAGCGAUGACUAGACAAACGAUAUAAGGUGACAGUAACAAUAACAAUACAACAGUGCAUAGUAAAUGUUUCGCUAAUAUGUAUUAUAAUUUGUACCCGUCUUGAAUUAUUUUAUCGGCCGAAUCACCGUGUCGGCAUUUAAUUUUCAAUUACCUGGAAUAAACGUAACUUGUACGCAAUAUUUUGCCAACAUCGAAGACGGUUUAACGUGUUAUUUAUACUAGAGGAAAAAAAAAACGGCAAAAGUUGAAAAAUUGCAAAAAUUUGACAUAAAUACGUUAUCAGAAUUGACGAAUAAUCGAUACAUUUAAUUUCUUAUUAUUAUUAUUAUAAU
Neodiprion fabricii is the source of this 3794-nucleotide messenger RNA. RefSeq lists its product as uncharacterized. The transcript has 14 exons. Bases 268 to 3474 code for a protein of 1068 amino acids. The record is from RefSeq and is a predicted model, not a curated record. NCBI's taxonomy places the organism in Eukaryota, Metazoa, Arthropoda, Insecta, Hymenoptera, Diprionidae.